Messenger RNA from Paraphaeosphaeria sporulosa, 2142 nucleotides. RefSeq lists its product as uncharacterized. The record is from RefSeq and is a predicted model, not a curated record. The coding region runs from base 1 to 2142 and encodes 713 amino acids. NCBI's taxonomy places the organism in Eukaryota, Fungi, Ascomycota, Dothideomycetes, Pleosporales, Didymosphaeriaceae. The transcript has 2 exons.
AUGACACGAGCGUCACACGACGACGUCCGGCUUCCCGAGUCUUCCCCAUCCCGUAGCGAUAUGCACACUGGUCGGCCUCGCCAACCCGAUCCCCUGUUCACUUUCCAGGCCGGCCAUGUCUCCCUCGAAGACUUCCCAAAACUACACCGAGCCCCUGAAGCUUGGCUGGGCGAAUGGUUCUGCCGGCCUGAGAGCCUUCGCAACACUCUCAUUGAGAGCGGUGCUGCCAUUGUGGGGUCGCGGUUCCUGGACUACCUCGCACCUGGCUUUUGUGGGCCGGAUUCGGACUGGAACUUCGCCGUUGACAACAACCCCGUAAACGUUUGGCGUCUUAUUACUGGUCUUCAGCACUGCGGGGUUCUCUUCCAAACGCGUGCGGAAAGGAUAUUAGCCUGUUUAGCGUAUCCACAGGCACACGUCAGCUUCGUGGCGACUAAAUUGGACAUCUGGCAAAGCAUGCACGUGGCCAUGUCCCGAGGAUCGAGCACCCACACGAAGAAAGCCCUCCUUGCGGUCGACUACUACAUUGGGGAGGAUCAGAUGUGUUUCGCAAAAUCGGGAGAGCUUAUUCAGCACCAAUUCAAGUGCGAGGUGGCCGCGGUGCCAACCAUUGACGGAUCGGGUUACAAGACGAGGGUACGGGUUUGGAGAAUGUUCGGAUUCCCCAAAGGAGAAUAUGAUUGGAGGGGCCAAUUUGUGACCAACCUCCCGACUACUGUGAUAAACGGUUCCAUAACCACACGGCACCGGAGUGCCAAAGUUCAAGUCAUCGUAACCGCAGGGGGCUACAGGAAUCAUAUUUUGAGUUCCCAUCUAUCUUGCACUCAAGGCUACGUGAGCGGCGAAGUCGCUGCUGUUCUCUAUCCCGAGCUGACAGCGCGGCGAGAGUUCUACGCUUGGAAGACCCUCCAGGAUGCAGAGCGAGACAGGGACGCUCGCAGGAAGUAUGAGCGCCGCGGCUUUUCAGAGGUCGCUCUGCCCCUACACCCAGACGUGAGGGACCAUGUCCUGGGCGAUCCAUCCACCAUGGUCGUCCACUUUCAGGCAGUAGCGGCGCAUCUGUCCUUGCCUAACGACAUGUGGCCUGCCACGUACGUAGCAGAGCCCACGGAGUUCGUAUGGGAGCAGAUUGCGGACUGGUUGCACGUGCCAGCGUCAGCGACGCCUUCUACCUACCGCCUCCUCCCACUACGAUACGAGACCAUGACCACGAAUCAUACCGCCCAUUUAUGUAUGCGUUACGGCGUACCCGUGCCGUGUCCUGCUCACAAUGAGGUCACCCGCGAUCUGCGCACGCAGAUGCUACAAGAAGCAAAGGAGUUCCUAAUCGUCCGAGAAAGUGUUAGCUUCGUGCGCUGGGCGGUGCGGCGCACCGUGGUAGUGGAUCGUGUAAACGAGGAAGAUGCCUGGCACCUCGACAGGCUCUUUGCCAUGCCAGCGGAGGAACCUGUCAAGCCUUCUCAGCUUCCGCCACGGUCCGUCUUCGAUGUCCCAGAGUGCCGUAACCGGGUGUAUGGCUACCUGAUCGCAGAUGACCACGCCGCAUCCAGGCGAUUCAUUGCCCCUCGAUCGACCGGGUCCCGUGGCAAUUCGGGCCUAUUUUCGGUCUCGCGCAUGUUCCGGGCAGAGUACGGACCUCUUUGGAUGCAACUCCACGCGGAACAGAUCGAGGAGCAGGUUCGCCAGGUCCGACGGGCCAUUCGACGCCUCGAAAAGCAAACAAAUAGCAAGUGGGAUGUCAAGUUUCAAGACACCUCGGCUGCUCAUGUCCGUCCAGAGGUAAUCAUCCAGGGCGCGUUGCCCGGUGAAAUGAGUCUUGCAUCUCUCUGCCGGAUUCGAGCCGUGAUUCCAAUCCUGGGCAUAACAUUCAAGGCAUGCCGUCCUACGUGUGCACCUGAGCCUUACGAACUGAUCAAUGUGGCUCUGGGCAACUCGUGCCCGGCAUGGCGGGCAUGCCUGAAAAAACGUGCACUCGUCGAUCUGCAGUUUCAGCUGGGCGGUCAGGGUCAGGUCCCGUGUCUAAAGUUUUUCAUGGAGGAAGGCGCGAAUGUAGGCCUUCGCAUGUUUCACGAGCUCGGAUUUCCGCCGCUGCGGCCAGACUUCGACGUCAAGGUGUGGACCCUCCACGGGGGGCUACGAUAG